Anopheles moucheti is the source of this 1356-nucleotide messenger RNA. RefSeq names its product mitochondrial dicarboxylate carrier-like. The record is from RefSeq and is a predicted model, not a curated record. Gene Ontology annotation, biological process: oxaloacetate transport; phosphate ion transmembrane transport; malate transmembrane transport. Bases 186 to 1043 code for a protein of 285 amino acids. Gene Ontology annotation, molecular function: thiosulfate transmembrane transporter activity; oxaloacetate transmembrane transporter activity; malate transmembrane transporter activity. Lineage: Eukaryota; Metazoa; Arthropoda; Insecta; Diptera; Culicidae. The transcript has 3 exons.
CGUUCAUUUCGGUCAUUCAUAGAGAGACCAACAAAAAAGGCAAGUGUUCGUCACCGUCGCUGCCGUCGCUUGUCGCCAUCGUCGUCACCGUUCGUGGUCGUCGUCGUUGUCGUAUUUUUGGCCUUAAACCUUCCCUGCUGUCCCCAGUACACAAGCACCUGCCUCCACGAGCUACCGGCCACAGAAUGUCCGACGACAAGAAGAAACGCAUUUCGUACUGGUACUUCGGUGGGUUGGCUAGUGCUGGAGCGGCCUGCUGUACCCACCCGCUGGAUCUGUUGAAGGUCACGUUGCAAACGCAGCAGGAGGGAAAGAUUUCGCUGCUCCAGCUCACGGGCAAGGUGGUUCGUACGCAGGGCGUGCUAGCACUGUAUAAUGGCCUUUCAGCGUCGCUGUUGCGUCAGCUGACGUAUUCAACGACACGUUUCGGAAUUUACGAAGUUGGCAAGCAAGCGAUGGGCAACGACUCCGGAUUCCUGGGCAAGGCGGCACUCGCAGGAGCUGCCGGAGCUGCUGGCGGUUUCGUCGGUACCCCAGCCGACAUGGUGAACGUUCGAAUGCAAAACGAUAUUAAGUUACCGGUCGAACAACGACGAAACUACAAAAAUGCCGUCGAUGGUUUGUUCCGAGUGUAUCGUGAAGAGGGCUUCGCAAGGCUCUUCUCCGGCGCAUCUACUGCCACAUCGCGUGCCGUGUUUAUGACCAUCGGUCAGCUUUCGUUCUACGAUUUGGUGAAGGAUUUGCUGUUAAAAUCUGGUCAUUUUGGCGAUAAUCUCACCACCCACUUCCUGUCCUCGCUAACGGCGGGUGCGAUUGCUACCACACUAACACAACCGCUGGAUGUGCUAAAAACGCGUGCCAUGAACGCAAAGCCGGGCGAGUUUAACGGCAUCUGGGAUAUUGUGCGCUUCACCGCACGGCUCGGUCCGCUCGGGUUCUUCAAGGGAUACGUGCCGGCCUUUGUGCGACUGGGGCCGCACACCAUCCUUACAUUCGUCUUCCUGGAACAACUGCGCAUGAACUUUGGCUACUUGAAGCCUUAGGCGCAAGCAUCGCCAACCUAAGUAUCGAACACAGACUCCUGCUAUCCACUAAACAAUUACCGGUUACGGGUUACCGUGAGCUUUUAGAGCAAUUUUGACACAUUCCACUAACGAACAAGGAGUCACACUCAAACUGGAGAUCGUACGCAUUACCGCAAAACGGACGGUAUCGAACUUGUUAUGGGUAGAUAUAUUUUUUGUUUUUCUUUUAAUUUGCAAACAUAGGAUUUUGCGGCCACUCACAGAGCGGUGCGAAACGUAAGAAGGGAUAGCUUUAGUGAGAUAAGAAAGCAGCGCAAUAAAUAUUUAUCAC